AUUUCGAAAUCCAUCGUUCAAGUGUUUUUGUUUUAUGAAUAAGUUUUUAAACAAAGCACUCUUUUGUUACAAAUCAUAGUUUGACUUUCUCUUUUUUCCAAACAGAUUUCGUCUGUAGCCCAGAGAUGAUUCGGACUUAAUGCAGCUGUCCCGUUAGCUAAUUAUUCAAGAAGCAAUCGUCUAACCAGGAACUGGGGCUCCUCGCCGGGAUCAUGGGAGAUACCUCUAGUCACGGAAUGGAUGAUACAGAGGCAGAGGACUUGCGAGCCUUCGAGCGCCGGCUGGUUGAAGUAGUCACGACGGAGAAGUCGAACACCUUUCGCUGGCGUCUCGUACUGGGGGCGAUCUUUGCCUGCUCGGCGAUCAGCGCCUGCCACUGGAUGCGAGAUGCCAAGGAGAGCGGGUCCCCAGUAUUCCGAAUCCUCUCCAGCCACAGCGCAUUCGCCUUUUCGGUGGCCACUGUAUGCCUGCUAAUCAUGUACGGGUUUAACCACGCCGCCAAGCAGGACCCCGCUAUCCUGCGGAACACCAGAGAGAUUCUCUCGCCCUUUCGGCUGAACUGUGACAACAAAGGACGCCUCAUCCCGCUCCCAUCGCCCAAUGAGUAGCACCAUUAAUAAAUUCCCACUGUUAAAAUAGUUUUCAGUCGAAUAAAUGACCCCCUAAACUGAGAA
Molecule: messenger RNA, 674 nt
Organism: Drosophila biarmipes
Lineage: Eukaryota; Metazoa; Arthropoda; Insecta; Diptera; Drosophilidae
Gene: Cnep1r1
Product: nuclear envelope phosphatase-regulatory subunit 1 homolog
Exons: 2
Coding region: 213-608 (131 amino acids)
Cellular component (GO): Nem1-Spo7 phosphatase complex; cytoplasm
Source: RefSeq, a predicted model, not a curated record